AGUGUCAUAACUGUGGAAUCAAUGUCUCAGUUAAGCCGUAUCAUAUUAAUCGUUGCUAUGAACGUAUUGAUGUACGUUCUUGCAGUAGAGCGCUAUUCCGAUCAAUUCGAUGACAUUGAUAUGGAUGCUAUUCUUCGUAACGACACUCAACGAGAAGAAUAUCACAAAUGCUACAUGAAUACAGGACCAUGUAACACAAUGCAGGAGGCAUUAACAGAAUUGUAUGGCGAAGCUCUCCUAACUAACUGCAAGAAAUGUACCGAAACGCAAAAAGGAUGGAUGGAGAAAAUAAUAAAGUGGUAUGCAAAGUAUGAUACCGAGACAUUGUUUCAACAAAUUGCGAAGGCUGCAAUAAAUAUGCAGAAGCAGAAAACCGCUGAUUAA
Molecule: messenger RNA, 384 nt
Organism: Trachymyrmex cornetzi
Lineage: Eukaryota; Metazoa; Arthropoda; Insecta; Hymenoptera; Formicidae
Product: putative odorant-binding protein A10
Exons: 2
Coding region: 22-384 (120 amino acids)
Source: RefSeq, a predicted model, not a curated record